CCCGCGGUUCCGCUUCCGCUGUGGCGCCCCCUGGUGCCUCGGCCGCGUGUUUCCCGCCUCAUCUCGCUCUCGGCCUCGCGUCCCGGCGAUGGAAGCGGCGGCCCCGGAGGGCGCGGAUCCGGGGAGCGGCGGUGCGGAGGAGCCGGUGGUGUCCCUGGCCGAGGUGCUGGCCGAGAACGAGGAGCUCGAGAAGGAGGCGCGGGCCGUGCUCGGAGGCAGCGACCACGAGCGCUGCAGCUACUCCCAGGGAGCCGUGAAGCGGCAGGCGCUGUACGCCUGCAGCACCUGCACGCCGCCCGGCGGGGAGCCGGCGGGGAUCUGCCUGGCCUGCAGCUACGAGUGCCAUGGCUCACACCGCCUCUUCGAGCUCUACACCAAGAGGAACUUCCGCUGUGACUGUGGAAACAGCAAGUUCAAAAAUCUGCAGUGCAAGUUACUGCCAGAAAAGGGCAAGGUGAAUGCAGGAAAUAAGUAUAAUGACAAUUUCUAUGGAUUAUACUGUAUUUGUAAAAGACCUUAUCCUGAUCCUGAAGAUGAGAUUCCAGAUGAGAUGAUCCAGUGCAUAGUCUGUGAAGACUGGUUCCAUGGAAGGCAUCUUGGUGCAGUUCCCCCUGAAAGUGGAGACUUCCAUGAAAUGGUAUGCCAAGCCUGCAUGAAUCACUGUGGUUUCCUCUGGGCUUAUGCAUCACAGUUAGCAGUUCCUCCUUUGACCAAAGUGAACUCCCUUGAAGGUGAAGGGGUUUUCCUGAAGGUUAAGGAGAGUGAAGAGCAGAAAAAAGAAAUAAAAAAAGAAAGUGGAGUGGAACACCAGGAAAUGAAGGAAGAAAAGCAAACAGAACAGUUUAAUGAGCCUUCCACUAGCUUUGGGUCUGCCUGUCCAGAGGUGGUCACUAAGAGCGAGGAGCCGGUCUGCAAGCUGAAGGAACUCCAGAGCAAGCCAUUUGUAAAAAAAGACAGUGCCACCUUUUGGCCACUGAACUGGAGAAGCAAACUGUGCACCUGUGAAGACUGCUUGAAAAUGUAUUCAGAGCUUGAAGUGCAGUUCCUGACAGAUGAAUGUGACACUGUCUUGGCUUAUGAAAAUAAAGGUACCAGUGACCAAGAAACAGAGAGGAGAGAUCCUUUAAUGGACACCCUUAACAGCAUGAACAGAGUUCAGCAAGUAGAACUCAUUUGUGAAUACAAUGAUCUGAAGACAGAACUGACAGACUAUCUCAGGAGAUUCGCCGAUGAGGGAACGGUGGUUAAAAGAGAAGACAUUCAGCACUUCUUUGAAGAGUUUCAGUCACGGAAAAGACAACGGACUAACAGGAUGCAGUACUACUGUAGUUAGACUGAGAGGGUUUGAGUCUGAAAGGACAACUGGGCAAACAAUAUUCAUUGGCAAACAGCAGCGGCAUCUUCAAUAUUUGACUUCUCAUCAAAAUCCGACUGUCCAGGAAAUGUCUUCAUUUUGUCUCUUCUUUAUUUGUAGCAACUGAAGUGUGAUCCUAACAGGUACAUUAUUGCAUUUAUAGGGAUUUCAGAGUCCUGAUGGACUUUGCAUUCCUGUGAAAGCUGGCUGUGUCCUUCAAGGGUGGGUGGCUUGUUCCAGGAACAGCAUCCCACUGUUUUUCCCUUCUGCCUUUCACUUGUUUUACUGUUAGUGCCUAUUGCUGUGCAUGGUACUAAACCCCUGUGGGGUCUGCCUGCCCUCCUGUGCAGUGCAGGGCGGAUGCUUUCACUGUGCUUUGCAAGACUGGAGUGCUUUUCUAACGUACUUUAAAUGGCUCUGUAUCAUCUCUCCAGGUGUAGUAACUGUCCAAGUGUCCCUGAACAAAGGAAGUGUCUGUUCACAGUUCCCUGAAGGGCAGAGAAGGCAACCCCCUAUUACAACUAUGGGGUGAAAUUGCAUUCUAACAUGGGGGUCACAUAGAAUGGUUUGGGUUGGAAGGGACCUUAAAGCUCAUUUAGUUCUAAUCCCUGCCAUGGGCAGCGACACCUUCCACUAAACCAGGUUGCUCAAAGCCCCGUCCAACUGGCGUUGAACACUGCCAGGGAUGGGGCAGGUGACCUACCCAGCACUGUGCUGCUGCAGGCUUGCUGUCUGCUGCAGAGGUGCUCCCAAGGCAGGUGAAAGAUGAGAAAUCACAGAUUAGGCUUGAUGCAACAAAAUGCUGUCUGCUUUUAUAAAUUCAGAAAAUUUGUUUCAUUGUAGAGUGAUGUACAAUUAAUAUUGUACAGUGAUGUUUUACAUGCAGAGCGGAUUGGCACAUGAACAUUAUUGACACAGUAGACUGUAAACAGUCUCUAGGAAGAGGUACCAAAUUACAAAUUAUGCAUUGGGAGGGGGUUGUUUUAGGACUUAAAAUGUGCUUUCAUUUAAAAAAUUCGCCUACUGCCAAUUAUGCCACCUCAUAAAUGGCCAUAAAGACACUGCAGCAUCCUGGCAUUUUGCUGCAGUAUAAAUUGUGUGAUCUUUUUAUAAUCACUGUGAUACUCCUGGAACAGAUGUUUCACUGACUUUUAAGAAUCUACUUAGCUGCAAUUAAAUAGUGACUUUUUAUAAGUUUGGAGCCUAAUGUAGUUUUUAGUUUCCUUUACCCACAAACCCCAAAACAUACAUUAAGAAAGUUCUACUUUUUAACUUCUGCUUUAUGUAGUUUGAGGAUUUCCUUACCAUGGGGUACUGUUCUGCUUCCAUGUUAAUGACUUUUGAGAGGAAAAGCCAGAUCUUUAUCUAUCAUUUUCCCUACUGUUUCUGACCACUUUAUUUACAAAAGCUAGUUCUAGCCUAGGGCUGCAGUUCAUGGGUUGGUUUCAUGCAAAAUGACUAAUUGCUUUUCAGUUUAACUCUGGGUAUUGUACAUGCUUUUUUUUGUAGCAGCUGUUAGGGAAUUGUAACUGCAUAUCUAACUACAGUAUCUCAAAAUUAAAUAACUGUUUGGUCGCUA
This is a messenger RNA of Melopsittacus undulatus (budgerigar), 2933 nucleotides long. It is a transcript of the gene UBR7, whose product is annotated as ubiquitin protein ligase E3 component n-recognin 7. The record is from RefSeq and is a predicted model, not a curated record. Lineage: Eukaryota; Metazoa; Chordata; Aves; Psittaciformes; Psittaculidae. The coding region runs from base 89 to 1333 and encodes 414 amino acids. The transcript is spliced from 11 exons. Gene Ontology annotation, molecular function: zinc ion binding; ubiquitin protein ligase activity. Gene Ontology annotation, cellular component: cytoplasm.